Molecule: messenger RNA, 540 nt
Organism: Hibiscus syriacus
Lineage: Eukaryota; Viridiplantae; Streptophyta; Magnoliopsida; Malvales; Malvaceae
Exons: 7
Coding region: 100-540 (146 amino acids)
Source: RefSeq, a predicted model, not a curated record
AACAAUCACAAGCUUCUGGGGUUUCCGGUUUUCAGCAGUCGAUGAAGGAGGCUGAACGUGGUUUACCAUCGUACUAUAAUAUUAUGGGAGUCAAGGUCGAUGCUUCUAUUCAAGAUAUCAAGCGUGCAUAUCGAAAGCUUGCAAUGGAAUGGCAUCCGGAUAAGUGGACGAGAACACCUUCUAUUGAGUGAAGCAAAGCAUAAAUUCCAGCAGAUUCAAGAAGCUUAUUCUGUUUAUCAGACCAGAGGAAGAGAACUCUGUACGAAGCUGGAUUAUAUGAUCCCGAUGAUGAAGACGAUGAGGGCUUGUGAUGCAGGGGAUCUGAGACAGAUGAUGCUGAGAGAAAGUUUGCAGCCUGGAAGAGUUGCAGAAGAUGCUGUGGGAAAUGCACAAGAAUUUCAAUCAGCACCAUGGUUUGUGGAUCGAUUGAAGAACACGAUAGCUCGAAGAGGACGAAAUGGAUCCGAGUGGGAGAGGGUUCAAUAUUUUUGGCAACAGGCCGGUGCUUUUAUGAUCCGGCUAGAUGAGAGUGCUUUGUGA